UCUGAUCUCCUGCCUACCACAUCCAUAUAUCGUUCUCCUUGUUUCCGGAGCCCAAAUCAUAGAGAAAUGGCUCAGCUGGCUGGAAAAUUGGAGGGUGAAGUCGAGGUGAAUUCACCUGCAGCCGAGUUCUUCGGCGUCUUGGCAUCUCAACUUCACCAUGUCAAGAACAUUAGUGAUGUUGUGCAUGAAACCAAGGUGCAUCAAGGAGACUGGCACGGCGUUGGCUCUGCUUCUAUUAAGCACUGGACUUACACUGUGGUAGAGAAGUGUAAGGAGCACUUUGAAGAGAUUGAUCAUGAGAACAAGUCACUAGCAUUCAACUUGUUUGAUGGAGAUGUUGGAGACAAGUAUAAAAGCUUAAAGGCGAAGCUUCAAGUGACUGACAAGGGCAACGGUGCCCUUGCAAAAUGGACUUAUGAAUACGAGAAGCUCCGUGAGGAAGUCCCUCCGCCCCAAGCUUACUUGGACUUCGCCACUAAGGUUACUAAGGAUGUUGAUGCUCAUCUCAUGAAUGCAAAGCCCUAAAACAUCAACAACAACAAAAAUAUGGAUUUGGCUUCUGGUUAUUAUCAGGGUUUUAUGUUAACUAAGUGUGUGAACCUAUAAUAAUGGUUGUGCUGAGAAUCAAAAUGCACGUAUUCAAGUGUGUGAUGUUUUAUUAUUGUGUGCUUAGUUAUGAAAUGUUGGUUCUGUA
Messenger RNA from Prosopis cineraria, 694 nucleotides. RefSeq names its product MLP-like protein 34. The record is from RefSeq and is a predicted model, not a curated record. The coding region runs from base 67 to 525 and encodes 152 amino acids. Lineage: Eukaryota; Viridiplantae; Streptophyta; Magnoliopsida; Fabales; Fabaceae. The transcript has 2 exons. Gene Ontology annotation, biological process: defense response.